GUUUAGUUUCGUUUCUCAGUGGUCACUAUGCGAUGCGACAUGGAAGAGGAAGCGCCGUAUCAGCUGCAAUUUCCGGUCUAUCUCCGGCGAAAAAUUCACCAUUUCCGCAGCUUUGUAAUGUCCUCCUCGUCGCUUCUCUUUCCAAGACCUUGUCUCAGUCGGGUACACGGAGCCUCGACGCUAAUUCGAUUCCGAUUUCGGAAUCUGUCGUUCUCCAGAUCCUUCGUAGAAGCUCCAUAGAUUCUUCGAAGAAGUUAGAUUUCUUUAGAUGGUGUUUUUCUCUCCGUCCGGGAUAUAAACAUUCAGCAUCAGCUUACUCUCAGAUAUUUCGUACUGUUUGCCGGACAGGACUUAUCGGAGAAGUUCCCGAUUUGCUUGGUUCAAUGAAAGACGAUGGUGUUAAUUUGGACCAGACGAUGGCUAAGGUAUUGCUAGAUUCGCUAAUUCGUUCGGGUAAGUUCGAUUCAGCGUUAGGAGUUUUGGAUUACAUGGAGGAAUUAGGAGAUUGCUUAAACCCUGGUUUAUAUGAUUCUGUUCUUGUUGCUCUGGUGAAGAAAAAUGAAAUGCGUCUUGCUCUGUCUAUUUUCUUUAAGCUUUUAGAAGCUUCUGAUAACCAUAGUGAUGGUACUGGUGGGGUUAUUGUAAGUUAUCUUCCUGGAACGGUUGCUGUUAAUGAGCUUUUGGUAGGUUUAAGAAGAGCUGGUAUGAGGUCAGAGUUCAAAAGGGUAUUUGAAAAGUUAAGGGAAGUAAAAAGAUUUAAGUUUGAUACAUGGGGUUAUAACAUAUGUAUUCAUGGAUUUGGUUGUUGGGGAGAUUUGGAUGCUGCAUUGAGUUUGUUCAAGGAGAUGAAAGUUCAAAGCUCAGUCUCUGGGUCUUCUUUUGGUCCAGAUAUAUGCACAUAUAACAGCCUGAUUCAUGUGUUGUGUUUGUUUGGAAAAGCAAAAGAUGCUUUGAUUGUAUGGGACGAACUGAAAGUAUCUGGCCAUGAGCCUGAUAAUUCGACAUAUCGUAUACUGAUCCAAGGAUGUUGUAAAUCUUACCGGAUGGAUGAUGCAAUGAGGAUUUUUGGUGAGAUGCAGUAUAACGGGUUUGUCCCUGAUACUAUUGUGUAUAAUUGUCUCUUAGAUGGGACACUUAAAGCAAGAAAAGUCACUGAGGCUUGUCAGCUGUUUGAGAAGAUGGUUCAAGAGGGAGUUAGAGCUUCCUGCUGGACAUACAAUAUCCUAAUUGACGGGCUUUUUAGGAGCGGUAGGGCAGAGGCUGGGUUUACUCUGUUUUGUGACUUGAAGAAAAAGGGUCAGUUUGUCGAUGCCAUUACUUUUAGCAUUGUUGUAUUACAGCUUUGCAAGGAAGGGGAUCUAGAAGCAGCAGUAAAAUUGGUAGAGGAGAUGGAAACUAGAGGUUUCACUGUGGAUUUGGUUACAAUUAGUUCACUCUUGAUCGGAUUUCACAAGCAAGGGAGGUGGGAUUGGAAAGAGAAGCUAAUAAAGCACAUACGAGAAGGAAACUUGGUAUCAAAUGUUCUCAGAUGGAACGCUGGAGUGGAAGCUUCGCUGAAACGUCCACAGAACAAAGAUAAGGAUUACACUUCAAUGUUUCCAAGUAAAGGAAGCUUCCUAGAUAUCAUGAACAUGGUGAGUUCGGAAGAUGAUGGAGCUAGGGAUGAGGAAGUAUCACCUAUGGAAGAUGACCCCUGGUCAUCAUCUCCUUGUAUGGACCAAUUAGCACACCAGAGCAGUCGACCUAAUCCCUUGUUUGGUUUAGCCAGAGGGCAGAGGGUUGAAGCAAAGCCAGAUUCUUUUGAUGUAGACAUGAUGAACACCUUUCUAUCUAUCUAUCUGUCCAAAGGUGAUCUCAGCUUAGCCUGCAAAUUGUUUGAGAUAUUCGAAGGAAUGGGUGUAACCGAUCUUACGAGUUACACCUACAACUCCAUGAUGAGCUCGUUUGUCAAAAAAGGUUACUUCGAAACCGCCCGUGGAGUACUUGAUCAAAUGGGUGAGAACUUUUGCGCAUCGGAUAUAGCAACGUACAAUGUAAUAAUCCAUGGAUUAGGAAAAAUGGGUAGAGCCGACUUAGCCAGCGCUGUUCUCGACAGACUCACAAAGCAAGGAGGAUACCUAGAUAUUGUAAUGUACAACACCUUGAUCAACUCUCUCGGUAAAGCAAACCGGUUGGAUGAAGCAACACGACUGUUUGAGCACAUGAAGAGCAACGGAAUAAACCCGGACGUUGUGAGUUACAACACGAUGAUCGAAGUGAACAGCAAAGCAGGGAAAUUGAAAGAAGCGUACAAGUACUUGAAGAUGAUGCUAGACGCAGGUUGUUUGCCUAAUCAUGUAACCGAUACAAUCCUGGAUUAUCUUGGUAAAGAGAUAGAGAAAGCAAGAUUCGAAAAGGCUUCUUUUGUAAGAAACAAACCAAAUAAUGAUCCUUCCUCAUAAUUUUUUUUUUU
Molecule: messenger RNA, 2452 nt
Organism: Capsella rubella
Lineage: Eukaryota; Viridiplantae; Streptophyta; Magnoliopsida; Brassicales; Brassicaceae
Product: pentatricopeptide repeat-containing protein At4g01570
Exons: 1
Coding region: 33-2441 (802 amino acids)
Molecular function (GO): protein binding
Source: RefSeq, a predicted model, not a curated record